This is a messenger RNA of Topomyia yanbarensis, 3445 nucleotides long. RefSeq names its product ELAV-like protein 3. Lineage: Eukaryota; Metazoa; Arthropoda; Insecta; Diptera; Culicidae. Gene Ontology annotation, cellular component: ribonucleoprotein complex. The transcript has 8 exons. Bases 1074 to 2123 code for a protein of 349 amino acids. Gene Ontology annotation, molecular function: RNA binding. The record is from RefSeq and is a predicted model, not a curated record.
CGGCUCAAUUUUGUUUCGCCCUCCGCCAAGUGAACAAGUCGCAUUUUCUCGGUCGUUCGAUUUAUUUUCCUUUCCGUUUCGUUUUUGUUUUUCCGUUCUUUGGGUUCUGUUUAAGUUUUUUGGUUUUCGCUGCGUUUGUGUUUCUUUUGGGGAAAAAAGCGUAUAUCUUCGGCGCAGAACCCACAUCGCGAGGCGCGUGGUUGAGUUCGUGGAUUCGGUGACAUUGAUGGAAGCCAAACAUCUGUGUCCUACUGAGAAAAAAAAACGCUCCUUUCUAAUUGUGAUAAAAAACGUCUUUGGCGUAGUUAGGAAAUUUGAUUUAUGCCACUCGUGUCAGUAAACGUGGAAGUUGUGGCAAAAUAGCAGGGAACAUUAUCAAACGUGUGAUAUAUUUACGCUUAUGUUUUUAUACUUCUAAGCGAAGUGUCACGGAGCAGGAGAAGUCAUUACUACAAACCUCCCAACCGGUGGACCGAAGUACUGUGUUACGUAAAGUUUCCACCGUUGUGAUAAAAAGCAGAAGCUAUGUGCAAUCGAGACGCGGAAAAUAGUGCAAAUAUAAUUUAGGAGAGCAGAAUAUUGCCGUCGACUAAAAAUAGGAUUAUUUAUGACUUUUGUUUGAAACUUGUUUAUUAUUGUAGAGGAGAAGUUUUUCACACCGUGGCAGAACAAUACGAGCAAAACGAACUGGGACUGCAAAUAAAAAAACGACGGGAACUAGGAUUUAUCACGCAAACGGUGUCACGCUUUCCACCACCAAGCCGAGAAGAACGAGCAGAACGAAUAUCAUCAGUAUUACUAUAUAAUAUAAGUCUUAACGAAAAAACCCAGCAAAACUGACAGUGAAAUCCAAUAAAUUUUAACUGACUGCACGGGAAGCUAGCUUCGGCGUGCACGUUUUUAUCAAACACUGAGAACCGAACCGGAACGGAUAACAGACUACGUUAGUGCUUUUACACACGCGCCCUCCCCCUUGCCAACACUUUUUACGAGUGACGACUUGCGAAGGUAGUUUCAUAGAACACAAUCACCACCCCUCCCAGCGCCGCAUCGGAAAAGAAAAAAGAAUUGUCAUGAUGACGAACGGAAUUGCGGAUAAUCAGCAGAACGGUGGCGGAGGUCAGGAGGACUCCAAGACCAAUCUCAUCGUCAAUUAUCUGCCGCAGCAAAUGACCCAGGAGGAGAUUCGCUCACUGUUCUCCAGCAUCGGGGAAGUCGAGAGCUGCAAGCUGAUUAGGGAUAAAGUUACGGGUCAAAGUUUGGGUUAUGGCUUCGUGAACUAUCUGCGAGCGGAGGAUGCGAGCAAAGCAAUCAGUACACUGAAUGGCCUAAGAUUGCAAAACAAGCAGAUUAAGGUAUCAUUUGCACGACCAAGUUCCGAAGCAAUAAAGGGAGCAAAUCUGUACGUGUCUGGGUUACCGAAGAAUAUGCUUCAGGCUGAUUUGGAGGUGUUGUUCAGCCCGUAUGGACGCAUCAUCACAUCCCGCAUACUGUGUGACAAUAUUACAGCACGCCAGUACGCUUCAGCUUCUGGAGAUUCUUCGCCCGGUCUCUCCAAAGGAGUGGGUUUCAUCCGUUUCGAUCAACGCAUGGAAGCCGAAAAGGCCAUCAAAGAACUGAACGGAACGGUACCGAAGGGAUCAAGUGAGCCGAUUACCGUCAAAUUCGCCAACAAUCCAAGCAAUACGAAGACCGUCCCAGCGCUGGCAGCCUACCUGGGGCCACAGGCAGCUCGACGCUUUCCCGGUCCAAUUCAUCAUGCGACGGGAAGAUUCAGUGCUAUUCCAAAUUACAGAUAUUCCCCACUAGCUGGGGACCUGUUGGCCAACACAAUGAUCCCAACGAAUGCCAUCGCCAACGGGUCUGGGUGGUGUAUUUUUGUUUACAACCUGGCACCGGAAACGGAAGAGAAUGUCCUGUGGCAGCUGUUUGGUCCAUUCGGAGCAGUGCAGUCCGUGAAGGUAAUCAAAGAUCUGCAGACUAACAAGUGCAAAGGAUUCGGUUUCGUCACGAUGACCAACUACGAUGAGGCGGUUGUGGCGAUUCAAUCGCUCAACGGUUAUACCCUCGGAAAUCGCGUUCUGCAGGUCAGCUUCAAAACCAAUAAGUCCAAGAACGCGUAAAAAGCCGGUCGAAGAAUGGGAACAGAUCCUACCCGCUAUUGAUCUGAGCGAAGCAGAAGUGACCGCUUUGGGUUCAUUAUUUUAUCGUUAUCCAAAAUAUGGAAUGUUAACUGUCUACCCCAGCUCCAGAAACUAAAUCAACCGAACGAACAUGUCAGUAUUCGAUCACGAAAUGAGAAAUAGGGUAAAAGGACCCAUUUUCCCAAGAGGACAAAAAAGGGAGAGCAAGAACGCGAACGAAAGAGUAAUUAAAUCAAGUAUAUAUCCUCAGAAAAAAAGCGAACAGAAGGAAUGAUUGUGACUAAAACUGUGGCCAACGAAUGUACGAUUGCAGUCAGACUGCGAUUGAAUUACAGAUAUAAUUCCAAGAUUUUUUAAUCAAACAAGUUAAACACGGUAAGGGUUCUCGCACGUGACAUCUACCGUCCGCGUGGGGGCGAUUAUUGUGCAGACAUUGGGGCAUUUUUGCUCCUUUCAGAGGCUCCAUUUUUUCAAAUCCAUUAGGACGACGUUUUCAUCUAGUAGAUUUUUAGAUAAAUUUAUCGGAACAAACCGGUAUGCAUGGAUAUCUAGGGCAGUUUUUUAUACACACAGUGUAGCGAAGCAGUAAUGAUUGACGAAAAGGAGCAAGCAGAGCGGAGAAAGAAGGCAAGCUUGCCCGAUAGUGCUAUUUUUCUUGCGUUAGUUUUUUAAUUAUUUGUUGGCUUUUGGUUAGGUUGGAUGUACGGCUUAUCAAUUACGGAACGUUCUUCCGGAUUAGUUUCGAUUAAGGUUGUUUCGUUUGAUUAAUUUGAGGAUUAUUUUUUAAGAUGUUUUACUGGGUUACCAUUAUCCAUUUUCUUUGUACUUGAUGCGUUCGUCUGCUAACCGCGUUUGAGUUGUAUUUGUAUUUGUUUAUGUUUCAAUAAUAAAAUAACAAGUUGUAAACACACCUGUGCCAGCUACGAGCGGAAAAUACACCUGAUUCAGUCUAAGUCAAUGAAUGACCAAAACAGUCUUCGCCGAACCAGAGUUAAUUCUAGUCCUUUUAAUUACGAACUUAUUACACUAUUAUAUUCAAUAACUCUUAUUUAUUAUAUUCGUAUGUGUCUUACUAUAUACUUUCACUGAGAAGUGUAGUGAAUGAGUUGUAGUUUAUAGUUUGCGUUAGUUUAUUUAUAUAUGUUUAAUAACUUUUUUCACGUUCAACACAGUCUCAACACUACUUUGUCAUAUUUAUUCGAUUAAGUUUAACUUUUGGUUGAUCUGUUGCUUUGAUUAUGUGCACUAUAUAUUGAAACGAAACCUUGAAGGAUUAAAAUACACUAUGCUGCAAAACAGUA